GUUGCCCCAGCAACAAGCAGGGAUCCCGAAGGCGGGCACAGCCUCGGAGGUAUCGGCGCCUCAGGUCCCUCGCUUCCAGGAAGAUCCUGGGAGAAGCGCGAGCCAAGCCUAGGAAGUCGGCGUCCGCUGAGAGAGCGAAAGGGCCAUGGCUGAGGUGCACGUGAUCGGGCAGAUCAUGGGGGCCACCGGUUUCUCAGAAAGUAGCCUCUUCUGCAAGUGGGGCGUCCACACAGGGGCAGCAUGGAAGCUCCUGUCGGGCGUGCGGGAGGGCCAAACACAGGUGGACACCCCCCAAGUAGGGGACAUGGCCUACUGGUCCCACCCCAUCGACCUGCACUUCGCCACCAAAGGCCUCCAAGGCUGGCCCCGGCUCCACCUCCAGGUGUGGUCCCAGGACGGCUUCGGCCGCUGUCAGCUUGCGGGCUACGGCUUUUGCCACGUGCCCAGCAGUCCCGGCAGCCACCAGCUGCACUGUCCCACAUGGCGGCCCCUGGGCCCCUGGCGCGAGCAGCUGGCCCGGGCCUUCGUGGGUGGCGGCCCCCAGCUGCUGCACGGGGACGCCGUGUACAGCGGAGCGGACCGCUACCGCCUGCGCACGGUGGCCGGCGGCCUCGUGCACCUGGAGCUGGGGCUACUGCUGCGCCACUUUGACCGCUACGGCGUCCAGUGCUGACCGUGCCCCCGAGGGCAGGCCCCUGUCCCCAGCCCUGCGCGCCUGUCCAGGGCCCGCAUGGCCCAGGGCUCCGAAGCGGGGGCUCGGGACGCUGUCGGGUCUGACCCCAGCCAGCGACCACCGUGGCUUCUGUCCCGGCGAGCACCUCCAGCCCAGUGGCUGCCCCCACAGGUCCAGUUGGCCCAUCUGUAAAACGGGGGCAGGAAGCGUGUGGGGCGGCAGGGUGCUGGGGGAGAAGAGGCUGCUGGGCCCACGGAAGUGCUCAAUAAAGGAGAGCAGUUCUUACA
Messenger RNA from Mirounga angustirostris (Northern elephant seal), 960 nucleotides. It is a transcript of the gene B9D2, whose product is annotated as B9 domain containing 2. Bases 146 to 673 code for a protein of 175 amino acids. NCBI's taxonomy places the organism in Eukaryota, Metazoa, Chordata, Mammalia, Carnivora, Phocidae. Gene Ontology annotation, cellular component: MKS complex. Gene Ontology annotation, biological process: cilium assembly. The record is from RefSeq and is a predicted model, not a curated record. The transcript is spliced from 4 exons.